Messenger RNA from Colletotrichum navitas, 851 nucleotides. RefSeq lists its product as uncharacterized. The record is from RefSeq and is a predicted model, not a curated record. NCBI's taxonomy places the organism in Eukaryota, Fungi, Ascomycota, Sordariomycetes, Glomerellales, Glomerellaceae. The coding region runs from base 242 to 694 and encodes 150 amino acids. The transcript has a single exon.
ACAAAGGUCCAACUAGCUGUGAUCAGCACCACACACAAACAAUCCUGGGAACACCUUCAACACGCCCAAAGGCACCCAAGCAACCAGCCACCCGUCAACCAGUCGAUUGCGGACAGAAACGGCCGCCAAGUUCUCGCUUCUGCGGCUUCUGUUGUGAGCUCCUCAUCUCGCCCACCUCGCCUUCCCUUUCGCAGCACAUGUGUGUGAUGUGAUGGUGUAGAUAGAUAGUACGCAGCGCCGUAUGGACAAUCCGAGGCCAUUUUCAGGGGUGCUAUGUAACUGCUCGCUCCAUUGCCUUAGGACUGACAAGGCAGGUAGGUCACUGCAGCGCUGUCCCCGAGCCGGCUUCAUUCGGGUUGUAUGCUUGCAAGUUGCGUUGCUUGCUUCCGACAUGCCAUCUCUCUCUCUCUCUCUCUCCAUCAUUCAUCCCCAGUCGAUGGGGGUCGGAUUGGAUUCCUGUUACCCCUUUACUCGUCUACAUUCUUUUCGGGUCUUUUCGUUUUUUUCCCCCCCUCCAUUCUUCUUUUUGCUUUGCCCUCUUUUCUCCUUGAUUCCUCCAACCCGAAAAGGAGAGGGCGAGGCCAGUCGCGACGUACCAAGUCAGAUCGACCCGAGUAAUAACCAUGUCCCUCAACUGAGCCGAAGUUGGGAUACGGAUUUCUUCUCUCCAUCCAUAUGUCACCAGCAGAAUUAACCAGGCCUCGACCCCGCUCGCCUUUCGCGCGCUCUCCCUCUCUCCCCACCACCGCCAUUCCCGCCGCCGACAGUACCACAAUUUGUCCCUCUACUCAUUAAUCUCACGGCUCGUCGACACACAAUAUCAUUGUUGUGCCCAUAACACAACCAGAAAA